Molecule: messenger RNA, 1392 nt
Organism: Acipenser ruthenus (sterlet)
Lineage: Eukaryota; Metazoa; Chordata; Actinopteri; Acipenseriformes; Acipenseridae
Exons: 2
Coding region: 84-695 (203 amino acids)
Source: RefSeq, a predicted model, not a curated record
GCCACUGUACAGUCACCCCUGAGGAAGAGAGAGCCAGCACACAGGCAGUGGAGCUGCACUCUUGUGUGUGGUGGAAGGAAGGCAUGCAGCUGGUGAAGCAGCUCUACGUCACACUCAAGGCCUGGAUUCCCAAGCAAGAGGCCUCCGCCAGCCAGCUGAGGUACAUCGCCCAGCAGCUGGAAAGGAUGAGACGAGAAGCAAACUACAGCCGCAAAGUGAGGGGUCUGGCCCCUGUGGGGGCCUUUGUUUCGGUGGUGUGCACUGCAGGCCUGGGCGUGCCACUGCUGGGGGCGGUGGCUGGGGGCGUGGCCGUCACGACGGCUAUGACAGCCAUAUGGGGCAUGGCGCAGAGAGUAGAGAGCUUCAAGACCAGCGACUGCAUGAAGACCGCCAGGAAGAUCACAGAGACUGACAAGGAGGCCGCCAAAGAGGUGGUCAGGCUGAUGAAGGAGCUGGACAAGAUGGCCGAAAGGAUGGCAUCCUCUCAAAGGUGUGUCGACAGCCCAGAGCCGCUCGAGAAGGAUCACAUCUUCACAAGAUUAGUCUCCGCAGGGCUGUUCGCUGGUACAACCCUCCUGACUGCGCCAAACGUGAACAAGAUGGUCUUCCUGAUGGGCAAGCUGGCAAAGAACAUGAGGGCCAUCAGCGUGCCUGGCGAGACAGCGGCCUGCAGGCCCAGGGUACGGUGUUUGUGAAUAACUCAUUUAUGUGUUCAUUGUGUCUGAUUGUUUUUCAGUCAUCACCCUGCCCAACUAAGAUCCCAUUGCGAUGAUGCCAAAAAGAUUCAAUUUCCAACAUUGAUAUUGUCAAACAAUAUUGUAGAGAAGCAGGGCACUUUAUGGAUUAAUACAGGAAGCAACUCAGAUCUUUAGAUAACACCAGAGGUGUUUAUUUAGCAGAGUUUAUUUGACAGCAGUGACUCACCGCUCACUAACACAAGCGCACGCACACACACAGGCACCUCCACACCUCCUUGUGGACUCACACACCUCUCAGGGUGAUUUUCACUGAUUAAUAACAAAUCACAGAAAUACUCCCAAAUGAACCAUAAACAUGUAAAACAAUAACGUGAACAAUGAUCACAGAAACAGUAAUUAAAUAUUUACAAUAAUCAACAAAUAAUCGCAGUUUCCACACAAAAAAUCCCAACCCUUUACAAAUCUGCUCCGACAAUAUCCAUAUAUGACAAAUACAUACCGGUAUAUAAAAUGAGCAAGAUGGGCUGAAUGGCCUCCUCUCGCCUGUAACCUUUCUAAUACAUACCGGUAUAUAAAACAAUCAAGAUGGGCUGAAUGGCCUCCUCUCGCCUGUAACCUUUCUAAUACAUACCGGUAUAUAAAAUGAGCAAGAUGGGCUGAAUGGCCUCCUCUCGCCUGUAACCUUUCUAAUACA